Molecule: messenger RNA, 8250 nt
Organism: Electrophorus electricus (electric eel)
Lineage: Eukaryota; Metazoa; Chordata; Actinopteri; Gymnotiformes; Gymnotidae
Gene: znf865
Product: zinc finger protein 865
Biological process (GO): regulation of transcription by RNA polymerase II
Cellular component (GO): nucleus
Molecular function (GO): DNA-binding transcription factor activity, RNA polymerase II-specific; sequence-specific DNA binding
Source: RefSeq, a predicted model, not a curated record
UUCAGCCUACUUAUUUUAUUAUUGCUUAAAUAUCUUUUUCUAAUUUCGUAUAAUAAAUUCAAAUAGAUCGUUGUCAUGCAUUCUUAUUACCACUUUAAAUGGUUUACAAGAUAGCAACAUUAAGUUUCUGUAAAAUGAACAGUGUCGGACGUUUUAUGCUGUGACACUGGCCGGAAGUGUAUCACUGGCCGGAAACGACCACUGUGAAACGAACCUAAGUACCACAGGAAGACGGGGGCACUAAAAUGACACGGGGCGGAAAAUAUUUGGCCAAUAACACUGUUUGAAAUAGAAGAUAAUUCACAUGCAGAACGAUUUUGAUCAAUCUAAAGAUAACGCGUCAAGAAGGAGUUGACUGGAUUAUCGCCCGGUUGGCGCUAGCAUGCUAACUCAUCGGAAACAGGAUUAGUUUAGCGGUCGAUGGAGAGGCCUUCGACGGCCGCGCAGUGGAGUGACCUGCUAACCUGAAAUCGGAAACCGCCUUUGUGUACAUGAACCCUUCGGCGCCCUUUUCUGCAUAAGCAGUUUCAUAUCGUUCUUCGAAAGUGGACUCCCGUGUACGCAACAUUGUGCGAUGCCAAGACAAACGGUUUUAUGCUACAGCGAUGAAAACGGAAUACCGUCUUUAUUUAGCUAGCAGGAUAGCGAGCUAGCGAGGGAAGUGGGCACACAGCCCACAUUCAUCUGACGGACUGUUUUCUGGCAACUCCUUUUAUUGUUGCAUAUCACAUUUGAGUUUUUUUUUCUUAACUUUUUGAACUCCCUCGCACCUAAUGUUAUAUUUCUUGUAAUUUUAUACCAUAUUUCGCCUAGCUGGAUUUUAACCGGAGUUGUUAAUUAAGAGUAUAAAUAUAUAUUUUUGGUUGUUUAUUUAUUCUUAUGUGUGUGUUAUCGAGGGAUGUGAUUAUAAAAAAGGAUUUCGGCUCUCCCCCUUCCCUUAUUCCCCUCCGCACUCACAAAACUCGUACCGGAGUAGGAGCAUCGAGAUUGAACGUUUCAGCAUGUUGUACCCUUUUGGAUGAGUUUGCCGACGUGGACGGAGAACUACUCGUUUGAAUUGCAUUGCUGUGCUUCUGGUCUUCCACCCUGGGACUUAAAGGAGUUAGAUCCAUCCAGUGGACAGUCAGUCCUUUUGCCUUUUCACUUUGAUUUGAACUGAACUGGAAAGAAGACAUUUAUAAGAAACAGACAAAUGGGGACCAUUUCUGUAAAUGCCUGUCAGAUAAAUAAAUAAGAGAACAUUCCGUCACUGCAGCAAAGGAACGGGAGGGAACCAGAGGAACACCCCUCAACAGUGAGAGGGAAAUGUUCCAGUUUGGAAAGUACCCUAUGGACAUUUUAGAAAUGCUGAGUGGACACCAGGCUCAUCAGUUCAAAGGCCUGGGGCUGGAAAGGCAGCUGCAGCACCAACAGCAAGUUCAACUUCAACACCAGCAGCAGCUUCAGCAGCAACAGCAACAGCAGGGUGAAGCCUCUGGAGCUCUUCUCUCUGGUCUGGGCUUAGGUUCCCUCCAAGGAUCUAGAAGUAAUGCGUUUUCAGAUUCUUCCUCUAUCUUUGCCAAAAUGAGUGCACCACCUCCACCUAUCCCACAGCAAUCUCAGUCCUCUUCACAAAGCUCACGCAAAUCGAGCAAGAUGGGUAGCAAUAGUGGGAGUGGAAGUUCAGCCUCUGGCUACCCACAGUUCUUGCGUCCCUUUCACCCUGCAGAGGCGGCUCUAGCACAGGAGCAGCUGCACUCUGGGAUGGGGCGUUUUGAUUUUGCUGGAGGAAGCAGUGGCGGUGGUUCAGGAGUGAUCGGAGGAGUUGUAACAUCUGCUCCCCCACCACCUCCCUUGCACCCAGGCCUUUCUGUGCCUCAACCAUCCCCUGGACCAUCGUCUUCAUCACCUUCUCCUUCUAGCUCAGCUGCCACCUCCAGUAACCCCCCAAGCAGCAGCAGUACAGUGGCUGGACUGGUUGGAGCCCAGUCUGAUGCUCGCAGUUUACACCAGCAAUUCAGUUGCAUGCUUGCAGCCAAUCAGUACUUCCUUUCUGGAGUGCCAGCCAAUGCCAGCUUGGAGCAGUUUCUAGUUCAGCAGGGGCCCCAUAAUCAUCUUGGUCUUGCUGACUCGAAUACAGGUCUUGCUCCUCCCCCAGCCCUUCAUCCUUCUCACACCCAUGGCCACCCACCUCCUCAGCCUCAACAGCAGCAGCAACAGCUACCGCCACAUGCCUUGUCUCAUCCUCACAGCCAUGCCCACCCACACCACCCUCUUCACCCUGCCCCCCAGCCAUCUCCUCUGGGUGGUUUUGAUUUUCAAGGAAUUCCUGUGCUUUCAUCCAAUCAGCUAGCUUCCUUAAUGCAGCAGGAAGCUGGCCUUCCUCUCCCACUCCCACUACAUCUCUCCGUCCCAAAGGAUGAUGGGAAGGGAGAUGGUGGAUCUGGGGCUGGAGGAAGUGGAGGUAGUGGCAGCAGGAGAAAGAAAGCAAUGGCUGGUUACCUACCCCAGAGAAAGACAGAUGGCAGCAGUAGCAGUAGUGGCAGCAGUGCUAACUGCCACAGCAGCUCUGGGGCACAUGGUCAUGAUGGGUCUUCUGGCCUUGUUGGAGGAGGUGGAGGGGUUGGCAUGAGAGGUCUUGGUGGUGACCCCUCCUCCAUCCUCUCCUCUUCAACACCAUCCUCCUCCUCUUCUUCAACUGUCUCCUCCUCCUCGUCCUCUGCCCCACCCUCAAACUCCGCCUCUGUGUUGGUAAGCAAUGUUUCACAGAUACCCAAAACUGAUAAUCAAUCAGCUAUGACUCCCACUGUUAACCAGCCUGAACCAGAGCCUCUUUUUCACUGUGGAGAAUGUGGAAAGUCCUUCACACACCUCCCCAGUCUCCGUAGACACAUACGUAGCCAUGAGGGAGAGAGUAAUGAUCCCAAUAGCAGUGCAAACACAAACCCAAACACAAGUCAUCAGCAUCCGUCAGACACAAGUCUCCCUCACUCAACCCAGGAUGGCAUGCCUCCACAAAAUACCCAUCACCCACAUGAGCAGAAUCAGCAACAGUCCAACCCAGACCCUUCUUCAUCCUCAUGCUCAAGUCCAGAUAAAACUUAUUGUUGCAAUGAGUGUGGGAAAGGUUUCAAAAAAAGAGGACAUCUCCUUCAGCAUGGUGUUAUCCAUUCUGGAGCACGUCCUUUUGCUUGUUCUACUUGUGAGAGAUCUUUUAACCGUCGCGAGUCUCUCACCCGACAUGAGAAAAUACACGAGGAGAAGCCUUACCGCUGUCCAGCUUGUGGCCGCUGCUUUAGAGAGAGCACCUCUUUGCUUAAUCAUGCUGCUUCAGGUUCAUGUGGAAAACCAGGAAGGGGAUCAAGAUCCAGAAGCAGCGAUGGCAGUAGCUCAGUGAGUUCAGAAGGCAAGGUUGAAGGAAGUGGAAAUAGUGAAUAUCAAGGUGUACAGCUAGGAGAUGAAAAAGGACUGGGAUAUGAGAAGAGUGAGGGACGUGGCGCUGGGAUGUCCUGUGAUGGCCUGUAUUCUCAAGGAAGAGGAGGUAAUCCAAAUGGAGGCGAUAAAACGGAAGGGAAGUAUAAUUCAACAUACUCAAGAGAUCCUUACCAAUCGUCCUAUAGGGUUGAUGACUAUCGUAGGCCACAGGCUAAUCCUACAUCAUACUCUGCAGAUGGCUCAUGUAGCAACAGCUUGUCAGGUCCUGCCCUCAGAAAAGCUCCCUUAGCUCCAACACUUCACCCACACCCACCAAAUCAGCAACAACACCACCACCACCAACAGCAGCCUCACCUUCCCCUCUCUUCUCUGUUGGAUGACUCUGAAGAUGAAGUUACAAGCAGUGCCAUGUCUGCAAUUGCUGCAGCUGCUGCUGCCUCUGUCUUGCCUGCUGAAAUGAACAGCAGUGGGGGACGAGAGGAACGAAGGGACAUAAUAGGAGGUCUGUUGGGGGGACUUGGCUUUGGGUCUAUAGGUGGCCCAACAUCUACAUCUGCAGGAAAUGGAGGAAAUGAAGAAUGCUUGAAUGGAUCGAUGAUGCCCUUAUCUCAUCCUGCUCAGCAGCAGUCUAAUUCACAAAAUGCCACAUCUAAUGCCAAACCGAAGCGACCCCGGAAACCUAGGCAGAAGAGGGAACCAAGGCCUGGUGGUAUUCCUGGAGAGGGUAUCAAACGUCGCAGAAAUAACCAGAAUGGGACUCGUGGAGAUGGAUCAGAAAGGCCUUAUUUAUGCACUUCUUGUGGGCGUGGCUUUGGCAGACGUGAGACUCUCCGUAGACAUGAACGUGUUCACACGGGGGAGAAGCCAUUCCAUUGUGAUGUUUGUGGAAAAGAUUUUCGAGAACCUUUCCAUCUCACGAAACAUCAGACUGUUCAUACGGGGGAGAAGAACUACAAAUGCUCCCUUUGUGGAAAAGAUUUUGGGUAUGCACAAAGUCUGAAAAGGCAUGAAAAAUUGCACCUGAGAGGGGAUUUCAAGCCAAGGCGAAGUAAAACAAAGUCUUCUGUAAAUCAUGGAGGUACAGUCAGUCAAGAUGGCAGUCAAACAAAUCCUGGCUCAUAUUACCCUUAUCCUCAGGAUAAACCUCAAGGCUCCAGUGCUAGCACAUCAAACCAACCCCCCCCUAGGCUGUACACAUGCGAAAUUUGCUGGAAGUCUUUUCGUCACCACUUCCACUUGACUGCCCAUCACCAAGCUAUCCAUGAACAUGGUGGGGAGAAACUUUUCUCAUGCGAGGUGUGUGGAAAAGCUUUUGCUUACUCCAACAGCUUGACGAGGCAUAGAUUAUCUCAGCAUGGUUUGGCACGCACUGGACCGGCUACCCAGCCAACAGGAAGUGGAUCUGGUGGAAACACAUCAUCUUUAACAGAAAGUGAAGCUGCCACCAAUGCACUCCUUCAUCUGACUCCAGACAGUGGAGGCCAUGGUGUGCAGCAAACACAUUCAACUAUUGCCCAUUCACAUCUUCACUCUCAGCCUGCUGGUUUUUCCCCCCUCUUCUACACGCCAGAGUCAGGUCCAGUUAGUUCAAAUACUAGUGCCCCUCCACACCAACACUCUCACUACUCACACUCCACUGUAGGGCCCCUCCCACAUCAACAGUCAUUAAGUGGUAAGGGACAUCAUAUUUAUCCAGGUAUUACAGGAAACCCUAUUCAUUCUACUCCUGCUCAUGUCCAUAUACCGUCCUCUCCAAUCUCUCAGCAGCACCAUCCACAGCAGCACCACCCACAGCAGCACCACCCCCACCACCCUUUUCAGAUGCAGCCUCAGCCUCUGCAGCAUCCAUCAGUGCAGAUACAUGGAGACGCUGGUCAGAAGAAGAAAAAAAAAAAGAAAAAAAUUAAAUUAGUCAGUGGGGGGCAGCUGCUGGCAGAGUUCAGUGAUCCUGAAAAUGCUCAAAGGCGUAGAUUCAUAAAGAGAAAGAAAUGCAGGCUUCAGCAGCAGCUCAAAAGGAAAAAAUGGAUCGCACAGCUCAAAUGGGCCAAGUAUACUGGGGGAGUUGGAAUUAAUGUUGGGGGAGGAACAUGGCGGGUGGGCCGGUGGAAGUUCAGAGGUCUGAGGUCUUUGAUAGUUCCACUGAGAUCUUUUCCGUGUCCUAUCUGUCCUUCAACCAUUUUUACGCGGCGAAUAACACUUUCAAUCCACCGUGUGACAAGACAUCCGCCAAGAAAACAUGGCUGUCGGGCUCGUCUGCGGUGUAUAGUCUGUGGCAAGCGUUCUAGAAGGCUCCUGUCAGCUCUCCGCCAUCGAGCUCGCCACCUUUCACAAGGUUCUUUUUCUUGCCCCCGAUGCCCCUCUCGAUUCUGGAAUGGCACCCUACUACAGCGGCACAAAUUUGCUUGUCGACGUGUUGGUGGCGGACGAAAGAUAUUGCCAAAGGGGACUAUUUCUCAAAAAGGAGGGGAUCAUAUUGAAAGAUCAGGUGGCAUGACAGAGUACAGGCACUAAAUAAAAUAAGACCUUUACAAUUAAUGAGUUUUAAGAGAGGAACAUGUGAUGAGGCAUAGUGGAAAAUCUGCUUUGACUCCACCACAUAUUCACACAAACACAAACCCACCCAUUAUGCACAUGGUCUCUGGCUUCAGCCAAGGGAGUGCCUCUUAUAAUAAAUGACUUGGUUAACGUGAACAUUAAACCUGUACUUUAAAAAAAGAAGAAAAAACAUCCAUUAAAGACAUGGAUCUCUAACAUGGUUUCUCCAAAGGGGAAGAAUAUUUUAGAUUAUGGGACUGUUUUGGUAGCACCUUUGUUGUUAUGGUAGCAUCUCUAUCCUCUAAAAAUGCAUUCAUUAUGUAUUUUCGUAACUUUUGUGCUGCGAUGAUGGAUGCAAACCAGUAAGAGUGAACUAAUCUGAACUGUAACAAUCUUUCUCUAAAUUAGUUUCCCCUUAUUACUCAGAGGUUGACAGUAUAGUCUUUCUUUUUUCUCAAAUAUAUGUAGCUUUCUGUUCCUUGUGGACUUGUUUUUAAUGUCCCCAUCCUACCCCCUUCAUUGUCCUGUGUUUCAGACGCUUGCCCUGGAAUUUACCUUGUUGGUUUUCAAACUGUUAAAUAACUUAAUUGUGUAUUAUCUAAGGAGAACACUUAAGUUUUUAAACUUUUACUAUGCGAAAACUAAAGCUCAAGUGAAUCUUCAAAACCUUCAAAUCAUGUGAAAAUUGCUGCAGAAACGUUGGGGAGGGGACAGUAUAGCGCAGUAGAUGCCAUGUCUUGUGUGUUUGUCAUCUGUUUUUUUUUUUUUUUUGGUUUGUUUUUUUUUGUUUUUUUUUAAGAAUAUGUAAUUUUGUAGGAAUUUCUAUGACAAGUGUUAUAUCUUGGGUUGACAUGGACUGGCAUGAGCAAGUGGAGAAACCAGUCUAUACUGUAAAAUGCGUAUUAUAUUUUAUGUAUUGUUUGCUUUUUUUUUUUAAUUCUAAAAAGUAAUUUUUUUAUCAUUUGUACUAUUUGUGGGUGGAUGUGUGUAUGUUGUAAGAUGAGGGGGAUAUAUGUAAUCAAUGUGAUAUUAUUUUUUAUUUUUAUUUUUUUCCCCCCUUUGCCAUCCCCCUUUGGUCUGUCUAAUCCUAAACCAGUUUAGCACAGUUCCCCAACACUAUUGUAUACAUUUCAGUACUUUACAUAGCUCCUCUGUCCCCAUGUUUUAAUCUCAGUAAACUAAAAUAUGACGUAUAAAUACUAAAUGAUCCUUUUAUUUUUUAAUUUACUUUUCUUUUUUUUUUUUUGCUGCAUCAAAAAACGACUGGCAGAAAACCAAUAAAAGGGUGGUAAAAACAUAGAUUGAUAUUUUGAAGUGUAAAAAUGAUGUUUCAGCCUAUCAUUAACACACUUCAACAGACAUGUUAAUUAUUUGUUCAUAACAUUAGGUUACUUUUAAAUGGGAGAAACUACCAGGUGUCCUGCACAUGCUGUGGCCGUGUUGUCCCCUGCAUGUCUGCAGGUGUUUGCUACUCAUGUGCUGGCACAUGCCUUCUGCAGUGCCUUGCUCCAUUAGAGGGGGAGAGGAGAGUGCCUGCUGGGUUGUGUGGUGUGUCAGCACAGAACUGCCUGUUUAUUGAGUUUUUCACUUGGUGCAGUGUAGGGAAAGUGUAGUGAGAUCAAUGCAGUCUUUCUCUUUUUCCAAAAUAUCUUAAACAGUUGUGUGCUCUCAUCAUAAGACAUUUUUGCAGAUCCUUAUAGGUUGUUAUCCAAUAUUUCAGGUUAAAUAUUUAGGGUUUCGUUGUAAUUUGUUCAGAUAGUUGACAAAAAACUAAAAAAGACAUAAAAAAGACCACAUCGCAAUCUUCAAGUAGUUCACUAGAUGGCGAUAAAAGGUCCGUGUUUUGCGAGUACUCAUGGUGCCUUUAUGGAGUAUGCCGACUAAAAUUUCAGUAUACAGCUAUGUAAUAUACUGUUUAUGAUUUUACAUUUAUGUAUCAUUGAAGUUCAUCUAAUGGUUUGUGUCCUUUGUUUGACAGGAGAGCUUUAAACACUACAUCAAUACAGCAUAUUUGCAGAAUGUCUUACAUAAUGCAAUACAUAUUCUGUUUUUAUCAUUUUUAAGGGAAAAUAGUUCAUUUCUAUUGCGUUUUAAAACCAUAACCAGCCCGCAUGGCCAAAACAGGCAUGAAAACCCCACAACUAGCUCCACGUUUACUAACACAAUAAAUGGCAAACAUUGUUUUAGCAGGUGUAUUUUCAAAGCAUCUGUUGUCGCUAUCCUGACAUCUUUAGUAAUUCCAGAUUGGGGCUUUAAAAAGGUGACAAAUGUGGGGUGAAUAAAACAGUUAUAUGUACUGUC